AUGCAUAAGUUGAUUUUUUCUUAGUUCAAAAAAAAAAGUUCAUAUUUUCUUAAUUGCACAGUCUCAAAAGCCAUCACCGAAUCAUAACCGUCCAUUCUUUAAGAUAUCAAUCACCUCUCAUCGAAACGGUGCAUGAGCUAUAGAACCUUGCACAGAUCAACGGUUAGAAACAGAUCCUCGUUAGGUUUCAUUCUGUCGGUUCCGUGUUUUUCUGAUUGAAACCCAUCUUCAAUUCACGCAUCUUGUUCAACUGGAUCGAUUCCAGAACCUUCCGAGUUUGAAUUCGAGAGUGAUUUUGUUUCUUAGUCUAUGAUUUUGUUGUUUUUGUAGUUUUUGAAGCUAUGGAGGCUUAUAAGAGAUGGGUGAGACAGAACAAAGAGUACGUGCACUCUUUAGAAUCUUUGGCCAAUGGGUUGACAUGGCUUCUUCCUGAACGGUUUUCUGAAUCAGAGAUUGGACCAGAAGCAGUGACAACCGGUCUGGGAAUCAUCACAGCUAUCAAUGAACAUAUAAUUGAUAGUGCUCCUAACCAAAAUAUUACAGGCUCUGUUGAGCCUAAUUCAUUCCCUUAUCCAUUAUGCUUAUCUGCAUUAAAGGAUUUGGAAACAUUAGUUGAAGUCGUGGCACAACAUUACUAUGGUGAUGAUAAGAAAUGGAAUUUCCUUGCUGUUACCGAAGCAACCAAGGUGCUGGUUCGGUUAUCUUUGUUCCGAAAGAGUGGAUAUAAAAUGGUGUUACAUGGAGGGGAGACAUCUAAUGAUGAUUCUACUUCACAACAUCAAAUGGCCGAAAACCCAAAAGGGCGUUACAAUCCUGGAACAAACCCGUGGAAUCUGGAAGGAAGAGCACUGUCUGCUUUAAGUCAAUUUGGAGAAAAAGCGAGGAUGGUGUCAGAUCCAGUGUUUCGUAGGGUUCAACAUCAACAAGCAAUUGUGGAACCCGCUGCUUCAAGGGUAGUGAAACCUACACUUUCCACCAUAUUAUCGAAAAAAGGGUUUCGUGGAGCUUUGUUUUUGAUUGGAGAAGUCCUAUUUAUUAUUAGACCACUUAUCUAUGUUUUAUUUAUUCGAAAAUACGGCACUCGGUCAUGGACCCCUUGGUUCCUUUCACUGGCUAUUGAUAGCAUAUCAAACAGUAUUCUCUCACUUGUUACAACGACAGUGGCGGGUGAAAAUCAGAAAAUGAUUCAUGUUUCUGCCCCAGAAAAGGAUGAGGUUAAACGACGGAAGCUGUUAUUUGUACUCUACCUAAUGAGAGAUCCAUUUUUCAGCAAAUAUACUAGACGAAAACUUGAAAGCACCGAGAAAGUUUUGGAACCUGUACCCAUCAUAGGAUUUCUUACAGCAAAAAUUGUCGAGCUUAUGAUUGGAGCUCAAACACGAUACACUUACAUGUCAGGAUCAUGAUAUACAAAAUCCAAAAGAAAGACCUCAUUGCUUUCCAAAUUGAGGGAAGAUAUUCUCACCAUCCUGCCACACUUAGUUUUGUUUCUGUUUUUUCAAAUGAUGAAGAGAUAUCACAUUUGAUACUAUUAUAUGAUAGAAAAGCAAGAAACAAACAAGUGUGGGACAAUUUUUUUGCAAGGGUAGUUCAACUAUCAACCACUGGACAUAAAUUUGGAGAUUUUGUUUCACUCCUAAACAUUAGAGUUUGGUGGGAUUACACUUAUGGUUCUGAACACCAAUUGGAAAGUUACACUGUUUAUUAAACUUAGAAAAUUAAGCUUAUCAUCCUUUGAAUUCUUGUGUGCAAAAAUGUUUGUUAAAUAUUGCUAUUUGCACCAAAAGAAGGUGAAUGAAUAAAAAACCAUCUAAAGCCUAGAUGUCUUUAUGUUUCAAGUGAUGUUGCAAAGAUUUCAAACAUUUCUGUCAAUAUCUGUGUACCAAAAUUAUGUUAGCUUUUAGUUUAUAUAAAGUAUUCACCGUCUUUGUCCGUUUUACA
Messenger RNA from Lathyrus oleraceus (garden pea), 1941 nucleotides. RefSeq names its product peroxisome biogenesis protein 16. Lineage: Eukaryota; Viridiplantae; Streptophyta; Magnoliopsida; Fabales; Fabaceae. Gene Ontology annotation, biological process: peroxisome organization. The record is from RefSeq and is a predicted model, not a curated record. Gene Ontology annotation, cellular component: peroxisomal membrane. The coding region runs from base 342 to 1406 and encodes 354 amino acids. The transcript is spliced from 8 exons.